Colletotrichum karsti is the source of this 1875-nucleotide messenger RNA. RefSeq lists its product as uncharacterized. Gene Ontology annotation, biological process: regulation of DNA-templated transcription; nuclear-transcribed mRNA poly(A) tail shortening. Lineage: Eukaryota; Fungi; Ascomycota; Sordariomycetes; Glomerellales; Glomerellaceae. The record is from RefSeq and is a predicted model, not a curated record. The coding region runs from base 1 to 1875 and encodes 624 amino acids. The transcript has 4 exons. Gene Ontology annotation, cellular component: CCR4-NOT core complex; P-body; nucleus.
AUGGCGGCACGAAAACUGCAACAAGAAGUCGACAAGUGCUUCAAAAAGGUGGCCGAAGGGGUUGCCGAGUUCGAGGCCAUCUACGAGAAGAUCGAGCAAUCGAAUAACAUCUCACAAAAGGAGAAGCUGGAGGACAAUCUUAAGCGCGAAAUCAAGAAGCUCCAGCGGCUUCGCGACCAGAUCAAGACAUGGGCGGCGAGCAACGACAUCAAGGACAAGGCUCCUUUACUGGAGCAUCGCCGCUUGAUCGAGACGCAAAUGGAGAAAUUCAAGGCGGUCGAGAAGGCCAUGAAGACUAAGGCAUACUCCAAGGAAGGGUUGGCCUCUUCAGCGAAACUCGACCCACAAGAACAAGCCAAGGCAGAGGCAAGCGAUUUCCUGAGCAGCAUGGUCGACGAGCUGGAACAACAAAUCGAGACCCUUGAAGCCGAGAGCGAAUCGAUACAAGCCACCAUGAAGAAGGGCAAGAGCCAAACGGCCAAGGCGGAGCGCAUUGCCGAGAUCGAGCGCAUAAUCGAGCGGCACAAGUGGCACCAAAGCAAGCUCGAGCUGAUUCGCAGAUCUUUGGAGAACGGCGGCGUGGAUACCGACCAAGUCACCGACCUCGAGGAGACGAUUCGUUAUUACGUUUCGGACGGCAUGAACGACGACUUUAUUGAAGACGACGAAAUGUACGACGACCUCAACCUGGAUGACGAGGAGGGCCAGUACGCUGUGCCUCAGGACGGCGACAAGGGCUCGUCGCAAGAUGCCCAAUCGACAGCAGAAGAACCAACACCAGAGCCGGAGAUCAAGCCCCCAAGCGCAAAGGUGAAGGCGGUGGUAGAGGUUGCUGCUUCGGGACGGAAGUCGAGCGCACAGUCCAAGUCCCCGUUACCGGCGUUGGCAACAUUGCACACGCCAUUAGCGACAAUCGGCAACGGCACCGUGAGCGGGCCGGCCAUGAAGCCCGCAUCUGUGCCUGCAAGGCCCGCCGAAGGCCUCAAGUACGCAUCCGCCGCCGCGGCAGCAGCAGCGUCAGACAAGAUUGGUAUUUCCCCCUUACCGCCCCCGCCAGGCGCACAACCCGUGCCGGUUGCUCCUCCGGUGCAGGCAAAGACAAGCGCGACGAGCUCGCCGGCAACAACAUCCGUACAUCCUGUGGCGGCAAAGGAGGUGGAGCCCAAACAACUCGCGGUUCCUUCAGGAAGCGCAAGCGAAACUCCAACGAUCAUCGCGAAGCCAACUCCAGCCCCGACAACCAAGGCAGAGAAGCGGGCGGCCAAGAACCAGGCCGCGGCGGAGGCGGCCGAAGCGUCCAAGGCUGCGCAAACAAACGGCACCUCGAACGGUGUCAAGGCCGUCGCAGAAGAGGAAGAAGAAUCGAUAUACCACCUCCCUGCAUCUUUGCAAGAUCUUGUCGAGUCCUUUGAGACAUCUCGCAAGCGCCCAGCCUCUUACAAUUCGGCUACCACGCAGCGGAUGCUUCAGGCAAGUCAAGCCAUGUGUCCCGACAUCAUGGACACAGACGUGCCUCGAACUUACCGUCCGGAGCUGCGCUACUCAUCAACAGGAUUGGGCUUCCCGUCGGAGCCUCUCCCGUUGUUCGAUGACCCGCGGCUGUACCAGCGCAUCGACCCGGAUACUCUCUUCUACGUAUUCUACUACAAGCAAGGUACACCUCAACAGUACCUGGCAGCCAAGGCGCUGAAGGAUCAGAGUUGGAGGUUUCAUAAGCAGUACCAGACCUGGUUCCAGCGUCAUGAGGAGCCGAAGAGCAUCACGGAGGAGUACGAGCAAGGCACCUACCGUUUCUUCGACUACGAGAGCACCUGGAUGAACCGUAGAAAGGCUGACUUCAAGUUUGCCUACAAAUUCCUUGAGGACGAUGUAUGA